This is a messenger RNA of Microsporum canis CBS 113480, 11505 nucleotides long. RefSeq names its product nonribosomal peptide synthetase 4. Gene Ontology annotation, biological process: amino acid activation for nonribosomal peptide biosynthetic process; secondary metabolite biosynthetic process. The record is from RefSeq and is a predicted model, not a curated record. Gene Ontology annotation, molecular function: catalytic activity; phosphopantetheine binding. Gene Ontology annotation, cellular component: cytoplasm. The coding region runs from base 1 to 11505 and encodes 3834 amino acids. The transcript has 4 exons. Lineage: Eukaryota; Fungi; Ascomycota; Eurotiomycetes; Onygenales; Arthrodermataceae.
AUGGGAUCAUUCAGUCCGACUGGUGAUUGGGACCGGGUGUUCGACAAAUCAGUCUGCAUCUCAUUGCCAUUCUCAUCAUCAGUGAUGGAGGCACUGAAAAAAGUUGAGCAAAAUCCAUCAUUUUCAACCGUCCAUCUCUUCUAUGCCGCCUGGUCAAUGGUCCUUUCAACGUUGUCGGGAGAAGACGACGUCUCAUUUGGUAUUUUUGACCCAGCUGGAAGUUCAACAAGGUUGAAGGAAUUGAGACUGCUAUCCCUUCAGAUGGAAAAGGAUAUGUCUGUUCAUGACCUAGUAGCCAUAAUUCAGACGAAAGGCGAGGGCGAUUCAAGGAGCCCGGGGCUUGAGGAUACUGUAGAAUCGGUGGCACUGCAGUUUGAUUCAAAGUAUACAUCUAACAUGGAUCAAGAGUACAGUGCUUUGCACAUACAGAAGGUAGCAACUUCUUUGAUCCUGUGCAACCUGAUAGCAUGUCUACGCGACGGACAGAUCCUGCAAAUAGCUGGAAAUAACGCAUAUUAUGAGAUAUCUGCCAUUGAAUCCAUAGCCUCCUGUACGGCCCAAGCACUCCUCUCGAUGGCCUCGGAUAUCAACCGAAACUUGAGCUCCGUCUGUCUGGUCGAUAAGGCCGGACAGCAGUCUAUCAUCUCCCAGAACAACAGAGCUCCGGAUGCGAUAGAACGCUGCCUGCAUCAUCUCAUCGAGGACCAAGUCAAAAUGCGACCGAAAGACGACGCCAUCAGGUUCGGAGGCCGUGUGUUCUCCUACCAGGAAAUGUAUGAGAUGAGCUCCAGGCUGGCGGAGCAUCUCGUUGCAAGGGGUAUCAAACCUGAAACAGCGGUGCCGAUCUGCUUCGACAAGUCUGCACUCGCAAUCAUAUCGAUCCUCGCGGUGCUGCAGGCAGGUGGAAUGUGUGUUCCUUUGGAUCCCUCUCAUCCGGCUGAGCGGUUGUUGGAGAUAAUUGCCAAGUGCAAAGCAAAGCUCAUCCUCGUAUCUGCAAGUCAUGCCACUCUCAUCAAGCCCCUAGCUGAGCCAGUCAUCGUGGAGGAUCAGCUGUUCGCUGAGCUUCCUUCGAGCAGCCACAGCUGUCCAGGGCCGCUGGUGGUUCCUGAUAGCGCCGCGUUUGUCAUGUUCACGUCCGGAAGUACGGGAACUCCCAAGGGCGUUGUGAUUGAACAUCGCGCGAUUACUACCAGCAUCAAGAGCAACGCACGAUUCCUGCGUAUCGACCAUCACACGCGAGCUCUGCAGUUCGCCUCUUACACCUUCGAUGUGGCAAUCGAAGAGAUAUUCACACCUCUCAGCCAGGGGGGCUGUGUCUGUGUGCCUACAGAGCUGGAAAGAGACAAUGGCCUCGCAGAUUUCAUCGCGAAACACCAGGUUACCUGGGCCGACAUGACGCCCACCGUUGCCAGCGCACUGCUGAAGCCAGAACAGGUUCCUAGUCUCCGGACGCUCGUUUUGGGGGGCGAGACUGUCAGCAGCGAGGUUGUUAAGACCUGGAAUGACCAGCUGGACCUAAUCAUCAUGUACGGCCCGGCGGAGUGUGCUAUCAACUGCGCCGGCAAUGACUCCGUGGACUCUAAGAAAGGUGGCCAGCAUCUUGGAGCAGCACUGUCCUCUGUGCUCUGGGUUGUUGAUCGCAACAAUCAUCAUCAGUUAUGCCCCAGAGGUGGAGUUGGAGAACUGCUGGUCGAGGGGCCAAUCCUGGCCAGGGGCUAUCUAGGAGAGCAGCAGAAAACUGACGGCUCAUUUGUUACGGACCUUAGAUGGACUGGUGGUGGCAAUGGAAGGCGAUUCUACAAGACGGGUGACCUCGUCCGCCAUAACUACGACGGAUCCUUGGAUUUUGUUCGCCGUAUGGAUGGCCAGAUCAAAGUCAGAGGGCAGAGAGUUGAGACCGAAGAGAUCAAGGCAUGCCUGCGCUCUCUGCUCUCCGAAGAUUGGAGCAGUACUGUCGACCAGUUGACCAUUGAUAAAAGACGCGUCUUAUGCCUUUUUAUUUGCAAUGGAUCAGCUAUUGGUCAUGGUGUUCCCGACCUGGAUGAGGGAGAUUCAGCCAUCGCGAUGUGUGAACAGAUACCAAACUUCCUUGCUCAGCGACUUCCAUCGUUUAUGGUACCAAGCCUAGUAGUAGCCCUUCGAUUUACUCCUACCCUAGCCUCGGGGAAGUUGGAUCGACGAAGUCUUCAAAAAGUUGCUGGGACAGUAGUGGCACAGCACAGUCGGACAGACAGAAGCAAUGGAGUCGACGUCGAUAACUUUACGGGUACCCAGCAGCGACUUCGACACCUUUGGGCUACUGUUCUAAAUGUUCCUCUGGAGACGAUAGGGAGAGACACAAACUUCUUUAUGCUUGGAGGUGAUUCGUUGCUAGCCAUGAAGCUGGUAUCUACUGCGUCUGCAGCCGGAAUACACUUCACGGUGAAAGAUUUGCUACAAGGUCCGACAUUUGGCCAGCUAUCACAAUUGGUUGAAUCCGGAGCUAUAGAAGAACGAAGGCAGUACACCUCAACGCUUACUUCAUCAUCACUAAAGGAUUAUGAGGUUGCCAGCGUGGAGGCGGCAGAGCAAUGCAAAGUCUCAUUGUCUAGUAUCGCCAACGUUUUCCCAUGUUCCCCUUACCAGGAAGGGAUAUUUGCUCUCUCUCAAAGCAUACCAAACUCCUAUAUUGCCCGGUUUGUAUUCCAUAUCCCUGAUACCCUGGAUUGUGGACGAUAUUUCCAUGCAUGGAAGGAUGUAAUCUGCGCCCACGAAGUUCUACGAACACGAUUUUUUUACCAUGAGGGAAAGCUUCACAAUGCUGUUUGGGGCACUGCUAUAGAUCCAAUCAUCGCUACUGAUCUUCACCAGUAUCUUGAAAGUGACCAGUCCCUCGCGAUGGAUAUAGGCUCACCCUUGCUGAGAUACGCUCUAGUUGGUGACCUAACUACUACAAAAUCACUGGUUCUCACAAUUCAUCAUGCUAUUUAUGAUGGAUUUUCACUUGACUUGCUACUGGAAGAGGUAGAACUUCGAUACAAGGGAGAGACGAUUUCACCUGCACCUCAGUUUAGUGAAUAUAUUCAUGCCUUAACAGAUCACAACGUUGAUUCUGACAUUCUCUAUUGGAGAGAGUAUAUGGAUGGAGCCAUGCCUAAGCAAUUACCCAGUGGGACCAAUAUAUCUUACAGCAGAAAUGUAAAGUCCAUAUCGAAAGGAAAUGCUAGCUUAGAAUCUGCCAACUCCGGUGGAACAACAAGGGCAGCGCUCGUGCGGGCAGCAUGGUCCAUGGUAUUAUCUCUCUAUACUGUGUCGGAGGAUGUUGUGUUUGGAGAGAUAUUGGCAGGGCGAUAUAUAGAUCUUCCAGGCAUUGAUAAACUUAUUGGCCCAACUAUGUCAACUGUUCCUGUCCGGGUGAAGCUCUGCCGUGAGCUGACCGUACAGGAGCACUUAGAUAACAUGGCUCUAGAUUAUCUCAACUCCAUGUCUCAUGCGCAGAUCGGGCUCCAAGGAAUCAGGGCCGCGAUAUCGAAUGGGACAUUGUGCGACUUUGAUACCCUCCUUGUGAUCCAACCAAACCCCUUGGGCCACGGAAUCCGGGAAUGUCCACUUCCUGCAUUCGUCGAUGAAAGAGAUCGAUCAACGUUCUCCGUGACCAUGGAGUGUACCAUGCUGCAGGACAGCGUGGAGCUAGAGGCUCACUACCUCUCUGACAGGAUUGAUACGGAACUAGUCAAGUCACUCGUUGAUUCAUUUGUGGAUACCGUUGAGAAACUGAGCAAGAACUUGUUGACAAGAAUUGAGGAUGUUUUACCUGAUCUAAUACCAGAUACUAAUGGGCAGAGGACAACGGAACCAUGCCCACCAAGAAUAAACCGGUGCAUCCACGAAAUAUUCCAAGACAGAGCAUCACAGCAUCCUGAUGCAUACGCAGUUGAUUCUACAUGCCUUUCCAAACCCAUUACUUAUUCUGAACUUAAUGACCUUUCAGAUAAGGUAGCUUUAUACCUACAGCAUUUAGGAAUUCAACCCGGAGAGAUUGUGCCUUAUUGCCUUUCAAAAUCCGCCCAAGUCGUGCCGACUUUGCUUGGAGUUCUUAAAUCCGGUGGUGCUAUUGUAGCACUUGAUCCAAGAAACCCAGCUGAAAGAAUGACGGAGAUUGUCCAAGAUACGAAUGCUAGGUUUGUUAUCACAGAAGAAGAACAAGCAGACAAACUUGAUCACCUACAAGACCAUGUUCAAAUAAUUGAUAUAAAAUCUCUCUUCGGGCAUGGCAUGUCCGGUGAAGUGAAGCCACAGUCUACUCCGACGAGCCGUUGCUAUGUCCUGUUUACAUCUGGAAGCACUGGUAAACCAAAAGGAAUCGUGAUUCAGCAUUCUGCAUAUGCUACAAGUGCUCAUUAUCAUGCCCCUGCUAUGGGGAUAACUCAAAAUUCCAGAGUACUGCAGUUCGCUGCACAUACAUAUGAUCUUUGUAUCGGAGAAAUUUUUACUACGCUCCAGGUUGGAGGUUGCAUUUGCAUCCCAACAGAGUAUGAAAGGCUUAAUGAGUUGGCAGAAACUAUCACGAGUCUUCAAGUUAACUGGGCCUUCCUUACCCCUACAGUGGCUGCCACACUUGACCCAGAAGCUGUUCCCACUCUAAAGACACUCGUCCUAGGAGGAGAACACGCUACUCGCCGUAACUUUUCCUCCUUUGCCUCGAAAUUAAAACUCAUCAACAGCUAUGGACCUGCUGAGUGCUCUAUCUGGACUAAUUGCGCCGCAGGAGUUAAGCCCGACGCAGAUACAGGGAAUAUUGGCCCAAAAGUCGGCUGCAAUCUCUUCGUGGUAGCAAGAGAUGAUCAUAAUCAGCUUCUUUCUCUGGAGGAGGAAGGUGAACUGGUUGUUGAAUCUCAUGGUCUUGCCUUAGAGUACUUAUCAGACCCCCAGAAAACAGCUCAAUCUUUCAUUGCCAACCCUCCUUGGCUCCCAGUUGAUCCGGGUCAAAUUAGAAGGAUAUACAAAUCUGGUGAUUUAGCGAUAGCUAACCGCGAUGGCACAUUUAAGAUUAUAGGCCGCAAAGACAAACAGGUCAAAUUCCACGGGCAAAGGAUCGAGCUUGGUGAGAUCGAACACCACAUCGCCGGGCAUCCCGAGAUUAAACAUGUUGCUGCAUUUUUAAUCAAAAAAGGACCUUGUAACAAUAGUUUGGUUGCUAUUUAUACCCCCGUGUUAUCAACAGUCUCCGAAGUGCACGCAGAUAUCAAGCUCGUAUUACCAAAUUUUAUUAAUCCAGUAAGACGAUUAAAUUCGGAACUGGGAGAAAUGUUAGGGAAAUCUAUUCCCUCAUAUAUGAUACCGCGGUUUUUUAUUCCAGUUCAAUAUAUCCCUCUCAUGACGUCUGGGAAAAUUGAGAGAGCAACUCUGCAGCGAUGGGUUGAGUCUAUGGAUGAGAAGCUUUUUGCUGAUUUCUUGGAUCUUACAUUGGACACUUCGAGCACCGAGACUCCAAAGACUGACAUAGAAAAGAUACUUCAUCAGAUGUGGUGUGAUGCUCUUAACUUGAAUCAUAGCCAAGUGAGCAUAAGGAAGUCUUUUCUUGAGUCUGGAGGAGAUUCCAUAAGUGCGAUGAGAGUUGCCUGGCUAUGCAAGAAGAGAGGAAUAAUGGUCACUGUUCAGGAUGUCAUCACUUGCCAAUCUAUAUCUGACCUUUCGUUGCGAGCAUUGCGUCAAGCAAAGGAUACGCAGGUAACGGAAAGAAAUAUCGACUUACACCCAGUAAACCCCAACAUCCCAUUCCAUCUAUCCCCGAUACAAAAACUUUUCUUUGCUUCUGCAAAAGAGACGAGGUUGGAAGAACUCAAUCAUUUCAACCAGAGCUUUAUGAUGGAGGUGCGACGAGAGAUAUCCCCUAAUAGUAUUGAAAAAGCUGUCAUAAAGCUUGUCCAAUUGCAUGAUAUGCUACGUGCUCGAUUUCAACAACAUUCUUAUGGCAUCUGGGCACAGGAUACCACCAAUACUAUUGAGAACUCUUAUAGAUUCAAUUCGCAUACUUUAGACGGCCUCCACUCCAUCAGAUCAUUAGUAGUGGACAGUCAGCUAGCCCUCAACAUCUUGCAUGGACCUCUGAUUUCAUUCGAUAUUUUCCAUAUCACAGGUCGGCAAUACCUCUUUGCUACAGCACACCACUUAGUGAUAGAUUUGGUGUCCUGGAGGGUUAUAUUUGAUGACCUGGAAGAACUACUAAAAAAUCCAAUGAGUCAAAUUCCGAAAGGAAUUCCCUUUCAGCAAUGGCUAAAUUGUCAGAGAGAUCAUGCAUUCAACAAGUUAGACCCGCCAAAUAUGCUACCAGAGCUACCACAAAAACCUAGACCUGCGUUCUGGGGAACUGAGUGUGAACAAAAUAUGUUCAAAGAUACAAGAGAAGUUUCUUUUGAGAUGAAUGAGUUACAAACGGCUCAUAUACUUGAAACCUGUACCAAGGAACUUGGAAUAACACCUUUGGACGUCUUUAACGGCUGCGCCCUUUACUCAUUCAAUGUUGUAUUCCCCGAGAGGAUAGAACCAACCCUCUUCAAUGAAGGCCAUGGGCGUGAACCUUGGUCAACCGAUAUUGACAUAAGUCGUACGGUAGGCUGGUUUACCACGAUGUUCCCAAUUACGGUUCCUCGAACUACCAAUCAUGAUGUUCUUCUCACCUGUAUGGCCGCUAGAGAUUACCGCACGAAACUACAUUCAAAUGGCUGGGGUUAUUUUACAUCCCGAUUUUUACAUCCUGAAGGAAUUGAGCUAUAUGGUAGCCAAUACCCAGAAAUCCUAUUGAACUAUUAUGGCCUUUACCAGCAAUUUGAGCACCCUAAUUCCCUCUUUCGCCCAGCGGAGCAAAAUUUCUAUGACCUAGAUGUGAAUUCUCUUUCCCAUCGAUUCUCUUUGGUCGAUAUUUUGAUUGGCGUGGAGAAAAACCGUUUACACUUUAAUAUGAUCUUCAACAAGCAUAUGAAACAUCAAUCCCGGCUGGAUGAAUGGGUUAAUGCUUAUCGGAGAAGCAUUAUUCAAGUUAUUGGCAUAGUUACAAUGAAGCUAACGACCGGAAACUCCCUAACUUAUCCAAUUGCCCCGGAAGAUCGAACACAAUUACACGCCCUACGUGUAGACCCAGAAACUAUGGUUGAGGAUAUUUAUCCUUGUUCGCCAAUACAAGAGGCUAUUCUAAACAGCCAAACCGAAAACCUGGGAUUCUAUCGAGUCAAAUGUCGUCUUCUGUCCGCUUGGGAUACCCUUGUGGGCAUUCAUUCUGCACUCAGAACAGUGUUCUUAAAUACUGAUUCCAAUCAGUGUUCGUACUACCAAGUCGUAAUCCGGUCGGAUUACGUGAGGGAAAUCAAAGAAAAUCUACCGUACAGCAUUGAUUUCACCACUAAAAAGAAUGAGGAUUGCAUAAUUUGCACGCUGAAUAUCUCCCAUGCUUUAAUAGAUGGAAGUUCAAUCUCCAUCAUACUGAAAGACUGGGCUUCGGCUUAUGAUGGUGGCCUUCAGCAAGGAACGAGACCUUCAUACCGCAAAUAUAUUGACUACCUAAGUUCAAAGUCUGAAUUUGACAGUGCUGCGUACUGGAGGCGAUAUCUGAAAGGUGUACGGCCGUGUAUAUUCCCAACAACAUAUACCACCGCCAGCCAACCGAGAAACAUUCACUUAACUCAUUCGACUACACUUUGUUCAAGUGCUACGCUUACUAGCCUUUGUCACGCAAUUGGGGCCACCUCAACUUCUGUUCUUCUAUUUGUCUGGGGUCUUAUAGUACGGCACUAUGUUGCGAUUGAUGAAGUAUGUUUUGGCUACCUUGUAUCUGGUAGAGAUCCCUCCGUGGAAGGUGUGGACAGUAUUGUUGGCCCUUUUGUACACAUGCUUCCUUGCCGAUGGAAAGCAAUCGCUUCUGAUACUGCCAAGGAUGAAGUUGAAAGACUUCAAAUGAAUUUCUUUGAAGCAUUGCCUUAUCAAGAGUUCAAAUUGUCCUUGAUGCAAAAGGAAGCUGGGCUUUCCGGAAAUCCACUGUUCAAUACAGCUCUAUCAUUUCAACAGAAUGCCAGUACAUCCCAAAAGCUCGAUUCAUCCAUUCAUUUCGAAGAUGUUGGCGGAGCGGACCCUUCGGAGUAUGCCAUUGCAGUGAAUUUCGAGGAUGACGGAAAGGGAAUUCAACUAACUCUUAACUUCUGGGAGAGUGAAAUAGAGGAGGACAAGAUAUCUAAUAUUGCAUCGAUGCUGAAAAUGGCUUUAAAUACAUUUUCUGAAAACCCAAAAAUCACUAUCGCCAGCCUCGAUGAUCAGUUGCUCAAAAUGAUACAUAGGGAAUACAUGAAGCGUCAACCACAACUUAUCAUCCAACCAGACAAGACAUGCACUCACUUACUAAUUGACAACCAUGUUCGAGCGUUCCCCCAUUCAGAAGCUAUUCGCACAACAUCUUCCCAGUUUGCAUAUUCUGAGCUACACGACCUAUCUUCCAGGCUAGCGAGCUUAAUAUGCAAAGAAACUCCAGCCCAGGAUACGGUUGUGGCAUUAGGCUUUAUAAAGGGUCCCUUGACAGUCAUUGCCAUGUUGGCUUGUCUGAAGGCAGGCCGUCCGUUCCUUAUGCUCGACCUGAGGCAGCCAGUAGAAAGGCUGGAGUAUAUGUUAGCAGUGUCUGAAGCAAGCCUCCUUUUGUAUCAAAAAAAUUCCGCUGACUACUCCUUUGAUGCCUUCCACACCGUGGCCAAGGCCAGUGUCUCAUUCGAUGUAAUAAGAGCACUACCACAGCUGGAAGAGGAGAAAUACUGUAUGGAUCCGAACGUCCGUGCCUAUGUUAUCUUUACUUCUGGUAGCACGGGAAGACCUAAGGGAAUCGAAGUCACAAACAAGACGCUCUCAAACGGAGUCACAAAUCAUGCAAGAGCAUUAGGGAUAGAAAAAUCGUCACAGGUAUUGCAAUUUUCAUCCUACAGCUUUGAUGCUAGUAUUGUUGAAAUUAUCACAACUCUGGCGACAGGGGGGGUGGUCUGUAUACCAACUGAGGUAGAACGGGAAGACCUUCCAUCUGCCAUCAAUUCUCUCUAUAUAGAUACCGCCAUAAUCACACCGUCUGUUGCAAAGAUUCUACAGCCAAACGAGAUACCAGGACUGAGGACUCUAGUCUUGGCUGGGGAAGCCAUGACAGCUAGUAUUCUCGAGAUGUGGGCACCCAAGGUCAAACUAAUUAACGGCUACGGGCCAUCAGAAUGUUGUGUUUGCUGCUCUGCUAGUGAAAUGAGUGUGAACUCGGAUCCACGGUGCAUCGGACGGCCACUAGGGAGCCAUAUAUGGAUUACCAACUCGCAAAAUCAUGACCUACUAAUGCCUGCUGGAGAAAUUGGGGAACUGGUGGUACAAGGGCCCAUUCUUGCACAGGGCUAUCUUAAGGACCCUGAGAAAACCUCUGAUGCCUUUGUCAUUGAACCCAAUUGGAUGAAGCUGAUCCCAAACCCGACUGGAACUCCAAGACGCAUCUACAAAACAGGUGAUUUAGCUUGUUUGCAAAGGGAUGGGACGCUCCUAUUUAUUGGGAGAAAAGACACACAAGUCAAGAUACGAGGCCAGCGUGUGGAACUAGGAGAAAUCGAGCAGAGGCUUUCGCUCCUAUACACUAACUCGAACUUGAUUGCAGCGGUUCCCACAAAAGGCCUAUUCAAAAAGCAAAUUGUCUGCAUUCUCCAGGUGACAGAAAGCCUUACAGUAAAAGAUACCGGCAAUGAUAUCAUUCCCCUACAGGCACACUUAGUGACGGAGGUACGUGAACAAGUCAGCAGAAUUUGUUCGAAUCUAGAAACAAAAUUGCCAUCGUACAUGAUUCCAAGUGUAUGGCUCGGCUUCAGUAAAGUCCCACUUCUGCCUUCCGGGAAAAUAAACCGAUCAAUCCUUCAUUCAUACCUGAACGAAAUAGGUGAGGAGAUGGUCUCUCUGGUUCGGCUUGAUAAUGAACCGGAAGAGAUUGAUUGCGAUCGCCCUCUAAAUGAGAGAGAACUACAUUUCCAGCAACUAUUAGGCAAACAUUUCGGUUGUGAUUCAAUGUAUAUUGACAUGACCAAAUCGUACCUAGCACUAGGAGGAGACUCUAUCUCUGCUAUGAGGUUCAUUUCAUCCUGCAAAAAUGAAGGCAAAACGUUUCGUCUUCUCGAACUGCUCCAAGCCCCGAAUAUGCUUCACAUGGCACGGAUGACCUCUGAAGUUAUUCCGGUGAAUACUUCUAGGGCUAGCAGCAUGGCUAUUCACAAGUCUGAUACUGGUCAUUCCACGAAGAACUCAGAGGAAGCAAUCUUUCCAUGUUCAGAUACGCAGAUUUCAAUCUUGAAGAGCCAGGUUAGAGACCCUCGCCUUUAUAUUGCAAAGGCUGUCUGGUUGUUUACCACCCAUGAUGGAUAUCUCGACGUCGGCCGGUUACGCGAUGCCUGGAUUGAAUGUGCCAGAAAGUCAGAUGUUUUGAGGGUCAGGUUCUUCGAGGUUGAUGGAACAUAUAAACAAAUCAUUAGCCCAGAAUCGCUCAAUGAUCCAACCAUUAUAGCGUCGGAGAGCGCAGACCCGUUGACAAGCUUAGUUAGCCACGGCCCGAUUACCUGUGGGGGAAAUUCACCACCGUGCCGAUUUUUGAUCAUGCCAGUCGAUAAAAAGAAUGCUCUCUGCCGCCUUGAUAUCAACCACGCCAUUACUGAUGGUACCUCAAUCUCAAUACUCCUUGACAACCUGCUAAGUGCUUAUCAUCGUAGACCGACAUUCACUGAGGAUGGAUUUCGACAGUACAUCACACGCUGUUUAACCAACACUACCGGCGAUUCUUCCAUAUACUGGCAGAAGUAUAUGAAGUCCAUGCCAGCCUGCAACCUGAACGGUUUUAGGCAGAAAGAAGCUUCGCAUAUUCAUACUCUCGGCUUUGACACCUCAGCACAGGCAGCUGAAUCAUUCUGUAGGCAGCGUGGCAUUACACUCUUCAGCCUUCUAGGACUGGUAUGGGCAAUGACCCUUUGCGCAGAGACUGGAUCUUACGACGUGAGCUUUGGAUAUAUAAGUUCUUGCCGAAAUGAGCCCUGGGAGGAAGACAUUAUGGGACCUCUGAUCGCAUGCCUACCAUGCAGAAAACAUCUUCGUGGCGCCGAAACCAUCAAGGACGCACUGAACGAUCUGCAAAUAGACUUCGCGCAUGGUUCACAGGCCGGCCAAGAAGGCUCGGGACUUCGGCUAUUUGACGCCCACUCUCGAGCGUUUAAUACGCUUAUCAAUUUUCGAAACUUCGCCGAAAGUUCCCAUACCGAUAUAACAGACAUUAAAGUCAAGCAUGAGUUCAGUCAGGAUCCAAUGGAUUUCGAUGUCGUGUUCAGUGGUCACGUAGACAAAGAUCGGAUAGUUCUUGAACUAUCAACCUGGCGCGAAAGCGAUGAGGCGACUCAGCAGUUGCUAAGGACCGUGCAGGACAUCUUUAAGCAGAUAACCCAAGAAAAAUCGGCUACAAUAGAUGGUAUCUUGAAGUCCUUCAGAAAAUAG